AUGCAAAACCAUGGCACGCACGACCAGAAGUGGCUCCGCUCGUAUACCGGUAGCCAGCACGGAGAAGCAGGCUCCUGGGAAGCAUGGGCAGCAAAAGUCAUCUGCUCCCACACCGGUGGCCAGCACGGAGAAGCAGGCUCCUGGGAAGCAUGGGCAGCAAAAGUCAUCUGCUCCCACACCGGUGGCCAGCACGGAGAAGCAGGCUCCUGGGAAGCAUGGGCAGCAAAAGUCAUCUGCUCCCACACCGGUGGCCAGCACGGAGAAGCAGGCUCCUGGGAAGCAUGGGCAGCAAGAAACCUCUACUACACCGAAAAAGCGGACAUUGCCUUCAUCGUCCCCGCAGGCCAAACGACCGGUGUGACCCCAUUCAAACAUGAUUCCUCAACCGCUCCUGAGGCUGCAUCACCGAAGGAAAUGAAUGCGCAAAAGGCUCGACCAGUUAGCCUUUUUCAACACCCUUCGACGUGGCUUUCCCUGGAGCAUAAAGAGACAUCGCUGGCAGCAUACCUUGGCUUUUCUCAUGCAAAAGAGCUAAGGAAAGCUCUUGUUCAGUUUCCGAUAAUGGCAGCAUGGCCGUCGUUUCAAGGCCCGGCAAAGAACCUAUCAAAAGGGCCAGUGUUUGCCAUAUUGGACAACAAGGGCGAACGAAAUCGAAUCGCUGAGACUGAGGACCCGUUCGGGGCGUGGCCCGUUGAGGGAGACUUUCCGAGACCGUCACGCCAAAGUAAAGAAACCUCGCAAAACAAUCGGCAGAAUCGAGCGGCUUGGGCAAUUCUGAAGGCUCUAGCUCUCUGGAAGGAAUGGAAUCUUCUUUCUGAAGACGAUAGAAAGGAGAGGAACUCAUCGGCUAUGCGGGAUUUUGCCGCGAACUUUGACGUGGAAAUGCCCUCCAAAGUGCCUGUUACCAGCCCAGCACCACUAUUCGGCCCACUGAUUGAUCAUGGGGAGACGGAGUUGGAAACAUACAACCGGGCAUGGGAGAUGAUGAAAUAUCUUUCCAGUCUCAUGCCUAAGGAUCGAGACGAGAAAGGAAAGUCGUUGUAUCAUCAGCGCGUUGUCUACGGACUUGAAGGUGGAAAACUAGUCCAAUCAUCUACACGCAUUCACUGGAUGGACACACAAGCGAAAGAAGCGGCAAUGGCAAUGUCAUCAUCCCGUGAAGCAUCGCCACCGAAUCAUGAUUCCGCGACAGCCGAAGAAGAAGCCGAUAUAUUGCUCCCAAGCGUGGAUAUCCACGUGGUGUGGAAUGAGUAUCGGCAGUUUGACGGAUCAGAUGCCCUUGCAUGUGUCUUGGAAGAUGCCAAAACUCGCGGUUUUGCAACCCCACCCGAGGACCAGCUUCUUGAGCGAGACCCGGUUGGCUUUGAAUCAGGAGAAAGCUUUAGGGAUUACCUCCGGCAUUUACUCAACUGCGGGAAUAUCAGGAUGUGUGUCAAAGGUUUUAAAUUGACUUACGUCUCUGGUGACACGAAGAUGAAAAAAGGAAUUGACAUACGCCGGGCGCGCUGGCGUGAUACCCAGCAAGUUUUCCGAGAUUCUGAUGAGAAUUCAGACUUCGUGAUUACAUUGGAGGUUGAGGCCAUUGACGAGGAAGAUGAUGAGGCGCCUCUGUUCGAGUCCGACUACAUCUUCCCUGCAGUCCGACAAAUGGCACAAGAGCGGAUUCAAUAUCCUCCAGCUCCCAAUGAAGAGGACCAGGCUCUCUUGGAUCCCGCGGAAACUACCGAGGCGAUCGAAUCAAGUUUCGAUGAGAGCCUCGAGUACGCCCAGUUCAUUGGAGUAUCGUCUUCGUGCAACGCACCGUCGCGAAACUUCCAGUCGGAAGAAACAAAGCUCGCUUACUAUAGUGGGUUUGAUGUUGAUACAGACGACGGUCGCCGGCAGUGGCGAAAAGAGACCAUCAACGCAAUUACAGAGAAUUGCACACUAACUCGUGUGGCGCCGAACCGCCUUACCGUGGCUUCAAAAGAGGAAUUGAAUGGCCUCGAUAGUGCCAACAUGCUAACACAUGACGAAGCACAAGACCUCCUGGAAAAGACUGACGACGCGGAUUAUUACACCAUCCACCAGGCAUCAUCCGGAUCCCAAGAGCGCGUCGGUCCCUAUCUGGACCUCUCCCUUGAGUUGCUUAUGUGCACAGAAGUCACAGGUGCCCCAGGCCAGUAUUUAUCCAGUCUCGUCUCCCCAGCUCAAACAACUUGCCAAUUUUUCCACUACCAGAUAGUGGCAGCAGUUGGGAUUCUCUUGAAACUUAACGGGCACAUUCACGGGCGGGCUCUGUUGAAGGCAUGUGGGGUUGAAGCAACCAGCAAUCGAGCCAAAAAAGCCAUCAAAGCUGCGGAGAAGCUCACAGAUCUCCAGACCUAUGGUUCAAUCGUUGCCGAUAGCACCGGGUUUGGGAAGACUAAAGAAACUCUCCUCGCACUGCUGAUCCAAUGCUUAAUCUCCAAGGUUAACAAGCCUUCUAUGAUACUUGUACCUGCACCGCUUGUUGCCCAGUGGCUGAAGGAAGCCAAGGAAUACUGGCCAGGAUUACGUGUGAUUCUAUCGCAUGGUGACCCAACCCUCCAGAAGGAGGUUGGCACUUUCCGGUUAACGUCGAAGCAGAUGAGGAACAAGUCUCCACCCCAGUACCUCCGAUAUAUCUUUGAUCAGGAGAAUCCUGAUGCCCGCAUGGUGGUGAUUCUUUCCUCGUACGAAACACACCGCGAGAGAACUGCAGAGCUUGAGCGCACAGAGCUGUGCCCGGCUGUCUCGUAUGACCCACCAAGAUACGAUGACAGUGGAAGUGAAAUCCUCAAAGAUUUCAUCGAGUACUGGGUGUCGCCAAAUCAUACGUCCGCAUUCAAUGUCCUUGUCCUAGACGAGGCCCACCGCGUGAAGAACACACAAACAGCGAUCUGGACAAUUUUGAGCCAGCAAAGAUUUGAGUCGAACAUUCUGAUUACCGCAACGCCAAUGUUUAAUUCAAUCGAUGAUCUUGCGGGCCUGGUUGGUCUGCUCGGUGCACGAGGUGUUGAUCGCCUCAAAUCUCAAUUUGACUCUGACGCCGAGCUAGCAAAACAAUCCGGGAUUUUAGAGAAGACGCCUCUAUCAAAGCUGAAAGAAUAUUUCCAGGAUAUCCCCGCAACAUCACCUCUACGACUUAACCUUCUCAAACCCUCUAUGCUGCGCAAGAUCGCGAAGGAGGAAGGAUUCAGCAUAUACACAGCUGUUGCUGUGUAUUUUGCCCUUGUUCUAAACACUGUGGCCCUACAAAGGUCCCAGGCUUCGUCCCUUAGGAAUUCAAAUGGAUCCUUAGUCCCGUUGAAAAGCAGUUUCAAAAAGAUCAAGUUUCGCACUGCAGAGGCUCGCCUGUUACCAACUGAACAACAAGAGUACGAAACAUGGCAUUAUGUGUCUGCCAUUGAUUACGCGAACGAAGCCGGUUCUCCUCAGCAAGCACGCAAGGAUGAAAAAAAGCCAAAAGAGGUCAGACUCUCUAACACAACUACUAUCCAAGAGGUCAACCGGCGAAGGUUCGGUGCCGGGGCACGUCAUUUCCGCCGCCUCGAAAUUGCCACAUGUUCUACAAAGUUAGCGCGAUUUGAUGCAUUCUGCGAGAAGGGAAGCUUGAGCACGAAGACUGAGCAGAUCGAUAACUGGAGGAAAGCCGGUGCUCGACCAGAAUACUUUUACCGGAUCUGCAAGGAUGAAACCCAUUUAGCGCUCAAGAAAGCUGAACAACUUCUUAAGUUUAUGGCUUCGGGAUCCCCUCGACUCCGGGUUAUUUUCCAAGAGCUUCUAACUUGGAAAAUACUAGAACCUCUGAAUCCCGGAAAGUGGUGCCACCACCAAAAGCUUCUUGUUGUUGAAUGUCUCCCCGCUACAGCUUGGUUCAUAGAGCUUGCAUUACGGGCUCUUCUUGUCGGGGUUCGAACAUUGCAUGCCGGCUUAUCUACUUCUGAUCGAGAUACUCUGAUUCAUAAGUUCAACGACCCAGAGAGCGAUUUAAAAGUCCUUAUCAUGACAUACGAUGUUGGGUCGGUUGGACUCAAUCUUCAUCAGGCUUGCGGUCGUGUUAUUCUCUCAGCACCAGGGAAGUCAUGGAAUCAUGAGGCACAGGCCGCAGGAAGGUGUCUUCGAAUCACCUCAAAGUUCAACCUGACUGUUAUCCGUAUCUACACACCUGACUCGUUUGACACUUUCCGCUUCGACCGACAAGCAGAAAAGGCAAGCUUGCAGCUUGCCGUUAACGCCCGGCAACCUGCAAUCCAGUCGCUCCUUGUGAAACUUUUGCAACAGUUCCAGGUUUACGUUGAUGACUUUGUGACCAGCGCUCAGGGCCAGGCUAUGCUGACAGAAGGCCAAUCUGAGGCUAAGCGUAACAACGCUGAGCUUGCGCAUUUCAUCCAAGAGGCAUGUCAAGGGCACCAGAAGGCUUCGCAAGGAAAAAAAAAAAAAAAACAACCUUCAGCGGGUCUUGAUGAACUGGGCCCCUCAACCGCACUGAAUCGCAGUGACCGUAACCGGACACAGCCUACGCAGCUUAUUGAUGAUACAACUCGGCCUGGAGCAGACUCAAUGGAACUAGAGGAUGAACGAUGUGACCCAACAUACGUGGAUGACUCGGACAGUGAAAACGCCGAAAUGGAGGACCUACACGAAAUGAUCGGCACCAAUCAAGACAUUUUCCAAUCUAUCAUCGCCAGAAGCACACGGAAGUUUAACCGUAUGAAGGAGAUUGAACGGAUGCUAUCGUCACGGCAGCCAAGCGACAACCUUCGUCGGUUAAGUACUUUGCUCCUCCUUCCCCCAAACAAGACCUGGACUGAUGAAGAUCUGAAUGAUGACGCCCAUCCUGAGUAUUUCCGAUUUGCUCUACGACUGCUGUUUGAUCAACAGCGAGGAAUCGCGAUGGAUCAGCUACGUAUCGGUGCGGGGAUUUUCUUACCAUACAAUCAUCUUUCUGAGCUAGUUCGACAAAAUAUCUCCUCCUUAAGGGAGGAAGUCGAACCAGGAUCUGAGGAGCAUGAGAGACAUUUACGUCGCCUACAGCCCCGGAAAGGAGAUACAGCCCGUUCUUUGCUGUGA
Messenger RNA from Penicillium expansum, 5073 nucleotides. Its product is annotated as Helicase, C-terminal. NCBI's taxonomy places the organism in Eukaryota, Fungi, Ascomycota, Eurotiomycetes, Eurotiales, Aspergillaceae. The coding region runs from base 1 to 5073 and encodes 1690 amino acids. Gene Ontology annotation, molecular function: ATP-dependent chromatin remodeler activity; ATP binding. The record is from RefSeq and is a predicted model, not a curated record. The transcript has 10 exons.